CAAAGCCAGGACGCUCCAGGGCACUCCUGUCCUUGUAAAGGGAGACACAAUAUUCGUGCUCGCAGAUCAGAGGCAUGUGAUCAGCUGGUGUGGACUGAUCCCAGGUGAGCUGGGAGAUUGGACGGUUGUCUUGGAAAUGUCAGACCAAGGCCCAGGGAGCCUCAGGCACCGGAGAGAAAGCUCUGCUGACAGCCAGCACAUGACUGAGAAACUGGAGACCUCUGGGGAACAUCCACCGUGUGGCUUCUCCGGAGAUGCUGCAAGUCUGAAGGGAACUCUGACAGCAUGUGAGGAAAACUUCCCAACAGCUCUAUCUGUGCUUUUGGAUGUGGUCACGGGUCCUGAUCAGCUUCCAGCAGACGAGGAGUUGCAGGAAAUGUUGAGAAGAAAACUGCGCAUUCUGCAGGCUGACAGCGCUGAGGUCAACACUCUAUUCAUGGAAUUGUCCACUCAUCUUGUCUCUAUCAACAGUGAAGAAAAAGCCAUUUCUGUAACGUUCAAGACAUUUGAGGAAAUAUGGAAGUUCACCACAUAUUAUACAAUAGGUUUCCUGAGUCACUGUAUGGAAAAUCUUUUGUUAGACCAGAUGUUUUGGCUUAGUUCUUUGGAGGAAGACAUCGCUAUCAAAGUUUCCAUUCAAGAGGAAACACUAAACCUUAUCUACAAAGGCAUCCUCAUGCAAGAAGGUUCGUUCUUUGCAAGCUGUAGUGUCAACCAGAUGUUUGACAGCUCUACGUCUGGAGGAGACCUCUACCUGGAGCAGGGAGACAUAGCCCAGUUUGAGCCUCCUUUCCUGGGCUCAGGGUGGACUGUUCUCUGCCUGGCUGAUGGAGCUCGAGGCACUGCACCCAAACCUUCUCUGAAGCCAGUCAUCCCUUUUCAUCAAUGGUUUCUCAAAUCCUGUGCGGAGAACAUUUUAGUUGGUGAUGGAAAACCCUCCUGUGACUUUCCUCUGCGUUUUGCCAAAGGAACCUGUCUGGCCACAGCGGAAUAUGAUGCUGAGGGUCCAGAUGAGUUGAGUGUAGCACCCGGUGAUCACAUCAUCAUCGUGGGAGUUCUGGUGUCCUGUUUUGAUUGGUUCACAGGGCAGAAGGAGGCGACAGGUGAAGUAGGCCUGGUCAAGACAAGUUUGGUAAAACCAUCCACCGAUAUUUGCGACUCAGCAGAUAUUUUUUUGGAUGGAGAAGAAUGGAUGUUUUUCAGUCAACAAGAAGACAAAGUCAUAGAGGAAUCCAUUGCAGUUUUGAAGACCAAAUCUCAGAAUGAUAUCGGUUGUAACUACAAACUGGAUACGAUCCCUUACCAGGACUUAGAAAGAAAAACAUCACUCAGCUCUUCAAGAACAGCUGAUACACAGCAAAACGAGUUGAAGGGAAAUGUCCAGAUACUUCUUGAUCAAGGACAAGACUCAUCACCAGAUUCCAUUGUGACCAUAAGUAGAAAUCCAGAGGACUUAGUCCCAGCUACAGAGGCAGAAAACCCAAGCCCUCCUCGUUUCACUGUUCACCCAGUUGUAGAAGGAAAAAACAACACAGAGAACUUCAUUCCGCUCUUCUCUUUUUUGGAAGGACAACACUACAAAGCAGAGUUUGGCGUUCUGUAUGGAAUGACCUCUGAACUGCUCGCAUCCUCCACCUUCACAGGUCACUCUGACGAUGAUGAGCUGAUUGCUUUUCUAGGUGUUGCCAGGGAAACAGCCAGGAAGAAACGACUCUUUUGGCCGCAGACUCGAUUGUGUUUCCUGUUGGGUAAGCUCUGUACCGGGAGAUCAAAGUUCAGCCAGGCCCGGGUUUACUUUGAGGAGUCUCUAAACGUUCCCCGAGAAGUCUUCACAGACCUCCUCCUGUUGGCUAGCAUCUACUCCAACCUGGCUGCCAUAUAUCUUUUGCAGAAAAACACAGAAAGUUUCUUUGCUGUGACAGAACGACUUGUUGCCUUGGUCUUGGGAAUCCCAGAUUGCCUGAAAAGCUUGCAAGACAACUCUGUUCUUAAAUACAUCCUCAAGAAAGCCGUCCUCUCUCAUAACAAAAUGGCAGAGGCUCGAGCUUGUCUUCUGUUGGCGAAACACUACUGGGCUCAUGCUGAGGGAGUUUGGGUUGUUCCUUAUCUGGAAAGACUGCUUGUUCUUUGUGAUGAAGCUCAGAAAACUUGGAGCAUCUCACCCACUGAUGGAUACCUGACCCUGGGAAGGCUUUAUAGCCAACUCCAACUUCCCCACCUGAGUAUCAGCUCAGCCAGGAGAGCCUCUCUGCAGCCCUCUGCCAUGCUGUCUGACUGUCUUGGCAGUCUGGCUUUAGUUUUGGACAAUGUCAACAGACAGUGUGACAACACAAAACAAGAAAGCACCAUUCUUCCUCAAGUGGCUCCAUAUUUGCACCAAGCUCUUUCUCUCACCAUGGUCCAUGAUGUAGGAAAUGACCAUUGCUAUGUUUUGAGUCAUCAACUAACUGUUUGUCUCUGCCAACUCUUUUACAAGUACAAAAUGGUGGAACACGCUAUCCGCCAUAUGCAUAUUCUCAUCAACAACAUCCCAACUUCACAGCAAGUCCUCAUCCCUGCUCCAGAAAGAAACAGUGCCCUCAUCUGGUUGGCAUGGCUUCACAUUGACAACAGUCAGCCUAAUAUUGCUUUGGAAAUUCUGGACUCAGUCCUAGCCUCCAUGCCAGAACAUUGCACAACCCCUCAGGAAGGUGUCGUUCUCAACAUGCGUGGUGUGGCUCUCCGAUGCAUGGGUGACCUCCGGAGGGCAGCAGAGAGCUACCAGGCUGCUGUUGACAUCUGCCAAGAGUAUGAGGACAUGCCAAACUGGGCUGUAGCUCAGGCUAACUUAGGGCUGUUGUGUCUAAAGGCCGGAGCUAAAGGACUAGCACAAAGACACCUGACUGAGGCUGUACAGCUGUUCUCUGAGCUCAGUGAAGAGGGCCAUGAGGCGAACUUCAUCACUGUGCUGCUGGAGUUGGGACAACACAGUGUGAAGCAGCAGCAGCUGGACUAUGGGAGAGGUUGCUACGAGUGGGCUCUGUUGUUGGCUAUCCAUGCUAACCUGUCAGACUGCCAGCUCACUGCAACCAAACAUCUAUGCAGUCUGUAUGGAUGUGAGAAUCCAAACCAGGCCCAGUGCAUCAUCUACAGCCAACACCAGAUCCAGCUGCUGAGAGCCACAGGAGACAGAAGGCAGGAGGGAGAUGCACUGGAAGCCAUCGGCAAGCUCUACCUGACUCUGGGCACAGAGAGGGCUUACCGGGCAGCUCUGGACUACACCAAAAGCAGUCUGGGUAUUUUCAUCGACCUCGGCUGUAGGGAGAAGGAAGCAUAUGGCUGGUUGCAAGCAGGGAACAUCUACCACCUUUUGGGCCAGACUGAGCUUGUGGACAUUUAUGUUCAGGCAGCUCAGGAUGUUGCGCUGGGCACAGGAGACACCAUCUUCAUCCUGAAACUUCUGGAAGCUGCUGGAGACAUUUUCUUCAACAGCUGCCAGGACCAGGACAAAGCUAUUACAUUCUACAGGGACUAUGCGCUGCCCAUUGCAGUGAAAAGCAGCAGCAUUCAUACCAGACUGAGGCUGUGUAAUAAGCUGACUGAAGUGAUGCUCUGUCUCAAGCUGUAUGGGGAAGCACUGGAAUUUGCUCAUACUGCAGUGGACAUCAGUGUCUCUCUGGGCGAGUGUCUGAAUGAGCGAGUGGCCUACCACCGUCUGGCCUCUCUGUACCACUUUCUGGAACAGUACGAGCUAGCUGAGCACUAUUACCUGAAGACCUUGACCCUCUGCCCAACACCUCUGCAGUUUGAUGAGGAAACGCUGUACUAUGUCAGGUUGUACCAGACACUUGGAGACAUCCUAUUCUAUGAUCUGAAGGACCCUUUCGAUGCUGCUGGAUACUACCACCUAGCUCUAGCUGCAGCCAUGGAUCUAGGCAACAAGAGGUUUCAGCUGCAGCUGUGCACCCGCCUUGCCACCAUCUACCACAACUUCCUGAUCGAUCGGGAGCUCUCCCUCUUCUUUUACCAAAAGGCAAGAGGAUACGCUGCAGAGCUUAAUGUGAGGAGGAUCAAUAUAUCACCAGAUCAGCAGCAUAGCAGCACAUCACAGUGCAAGUCUGCAGGACAAUAGGGAAGACCUUGGAUGAAGAAGACAAUUUUCCACAGAUGGCUAAACAGAUGCUGUUUUUUGGUACAGAAAAUCACCAUGGAAUAAAUUUAUAGCACUGAUUCCUCUAAAAAGAAAAGAAAUUCAUUUUUAAAAGACAUUUCCUGCGGAUAAUGAAGACGACAAUGCCUGACUUGUCCUUUGUAAUUGUUUACUGCGUUAUAGAACUCUGAGCACAAGUUUCAGAAUUGAAAAUAUAUUAGUUGUGUCCAGUGAUGGCCUGAUUGUUCCACAAUAAAUGCAUAAGCAUCCUAAACUAGUAUUAGUGGAGUUCACAUUCACAUUUCAAAUUUUUCUAAAAACUAAAUCCCCAGUGUUAACAGGGAUGAUCACGUAAGUUUAUGUUAUGGCCAACAGUGUUAAUAACUCUGGCCUUGUCUUUGAAAAAAAAACUAGGUUUUAUCCAUCAGUUCUAUGCAUGGUUCUAAAUAUAAAGCUUUUGUCACCAUUACUAUGGGGAAAAAGUUAAAGGUACGAAUGAGUGCUGCAAUAAGUUCAAAUGUGGAAGAAGUGAAUCACUCUGCUUAUAUAUAUGCUACAACCUUGGUGACUGUGAUUUCUUGUCUGGAGCUGUGUGUCCUUUUCUUUUAUAAAGGACGCUCUGACCUAAAGGUGAACCUUUAGCGCUAAAUUGCAAAAUGAAAGUAGUACCAAGAGAUUUUAGAGCAGUUUUAAGGAGAUGUUGAUGUCCUUUUUCUUUAGGACUUAGCACCUGCCCAUAGUGCCAGAACCAACACAACUAACCUAACCUCAACCCCACAGAAACCCAUUGGGCAUUGUGAAGAGGAAGGUGAGAAACACCUGCCCUAAAUACAGAAGAGAUGAAGGCUAUGAAAGCAACCCAGGCUGCAUUAACACCUCUGCAAGCUUUUGCUGUGUGCAAUAUAGUUUCAACAACGUGUUACUGCCAGCAGGAGUCAGUGUGUCACUUAGACCCUUUUUGUGAGUGGACAGUCAUUGCUUUUCUUAUUCUGCCAAAUGAAACAGCACAAAACAGAAGCAUCUGUUGCCUGUCGUUAUUAUUUGUCCUGUUUUUACAGGUUGGUGAAGUUUUAAAACAAGCAUAAGUACAUGGACAUGUUUAACAUUUGAGGCAAAAGUUUAAUUGGUCAAGUAGAGUAAUAAAACAUUUAAUGCUAUGAACUUCAGGAGAAAGCAGCAGGAUCCCUCUUGAAGCUUCUUUUAGCUGUUUCACCUCUCAUUCAAAACUGAAGAAGAAAAAUUGAAUUGCCCAGCAGCCACUGUUGGGCGCCUGAGCAAAGCCUUCAACUCUAGUUGCUCCAUGGGCGCCUUUGUGUGGCUGACCCUAAUCCUGGCUUCCUGGAGUAAGCAAAAGGAGAAUUUCCUCUUGUGGUAUCAAUAGAGUAAAUAGAAUUUAAGUAAAUUAAAAAUCUCCUAGAAUUUUUGGUGUUACAGUUUACAUUCUAUUUGAAAGUGGUAUUCCUGAGCCUUACAGACAUUUUAAAAAGUUAGACUUUGCAACCCUUAACUUAGCUCACACAUUGUCAUCAGGCUGCCAUUGUCAAUGGCUAGUUUUGUUUUUGUUUUGUAAUUUUGCAUUAUGAGCCAGACUGUGAUGACCUAGAAAUAGUAAAUAUUUAAAAGAAAUGGUGAACUGGUAGCUAAAACAGAAGGACAUGCGACGUCCACCCCAACACCUGAUUGACAGUUUUUACCUUUACCUUGGACUGUUGUUGGCAGGUUGGCAGGCACAUUACUGAGCAGGAGCCAAACCUGGCAAAAAAAUAAAGGUGAGAAUUCUGAAAAUUGCAACAUUUUUUGUGUUAGUAAGAGAGUAAUAAUUAUUUAUAAUUUAUUAUGUUCACUCUCCAGGAGCUUCUCCUUAUCUCUACAUCCAUCAUGUCAUCCACACUUAGACCUUUCCCACUCUUACAUCAUGAUUUUUGAUGAACAACUUUAUGUGGUUUGGUGACGGAACUCACCCGUGGCAGCUUCCCAGCAAUGCAAAUGUAUCGCUGUUAUUGAAUGUGGUGUCUGUGUAUACAUACAACAAUUCAGUGUGUGUUUCUUAGCCCUCCUGUUAUGAUCAUUUCUCAGGAACACCGAUAAUGUUCAUGGAUCAAUUUGACCCAGGGCAUGUUUAAUUGUCCAAAAGUGUCAGAAACCAAAACAUCCCAAUAAAAAUUGUUUAUAUCUCAUUGUCACACACACACACACACACACACACACACACACACACACACACACACACACACACACACACACACAGAAAUAUCUCACAAUUGCAAAGAAACAAACAGUAUUUGACACUUCUGAACCUUUUAGCAGAAGAAGUUUCAUACUGAAAAAAUAUUUUUAACAAUUUAUUUUUUGAUCAUUAAACUUUAAAAUAGAUCAGUUUGACCCACAACAUGACAGGAGGGUUAAAAAUUUGUGUCUAUGCCAGUGCUUUGACAUAAAAAAUUUUUUUUAAAAAGCCAAAACCUACUUAGCUUUUGCUGCAACAGAACGGAGCAUCAUCCACCAAUCACAUCAAUCAAUGUUGAUGACUUUGUAAGAGAAAAACACAUUUAUACAGUUAUUUGUGUUCAUCAACAAGGAGGAAGAUAAAAUCAUUUGAAAAGUC
This is a messenger RNA of Amphiprion ocellaris (clown anemonefish), 6734 nucleotides long. Its product is annotated as SH3 domain and tetratricopeptide repeat-containing protein 1. The record is from RefSeq and is a predicted model, not a curated record. Lineage: Eukaryota; Metazoa; Chordata; Actinopteri; Pomacentridae. The transcript has 19 exons. Gene Ontology annotation, molecular function: protein binding. Bases 137 to 4111 code for a protein of 1324 amino acids.